AUGCGUGAUUCCAAGGGAGACGUUGAGCAGCUCUGUUUGAAACUACAAGAAUCAACUAAACUCAAACGCAAUGGUAAAUGCAUCAAGUUUACCAAUAAUGCCCACAAUACCACGAUUGCCAUAGAUUCGUGGAAAUUUCUUGAUUUCGACUACGGAAAGGAGAAAGUACAACUACCAAUCCAAGCUAGAGGUCUAUUCACUACAAACAACGAAUCAAUAGUAGUAAGAGGUUAUGACAAGUUUUUCAACGUGGGCGAAAAGAGCUUUACAAAGGAAGAUGAGUUGAAAAAAACAUCGGGCCCUUACGACGUCACUUUGAAGGAAAAUGGAUGCAUUAUAUUCAUCAGUGGAUUGUCAACGGGGGAUAUACUCGUGUGUUCGAAACAUUCAACGGGAUUAAGAGGAGAGGAUAACACGAGAAACCAUGCACUAGAAGGAGAAACUCAGUUGCGUAAACAAUUGGGAGACGAACGUGUGGCGCAAUUGGCUCGUUAUUUGUAUGAGCACAACUUAACAGCGGUUACCGAGUUAUGUGAUGACGAAUUUGAGGAACAUGUGUUGCCAUAUCCCAAGGACAAGUCGGGGUUGUACUUGCACGGGUUAAACUAUAACACAAUCAAAUUCCAAACUGUCCCUAUUGGAGAUGUGGUGAAGUUUGCCCAAGAGUGGGGAUUCAAAACUAUUGAAUACCUCCAGUUUGACCAUGUCAAUAAGCUCUUUGACUUCUUACACAAGUGUAGUGAGACAGGUACUUACAAUGGCCGUGAAGUUGAAGGGUUUGUCAUUCGCUGUAAGCGUGAUGGCGAUGAUUUCUUUUUCAAGUACAAAUUUGAAGAACCAUAUUUGUUGUAUCGUCAAUUCCGAGAAGUUACAAGACAAAUAUUGAGUGGGACUCCAGUAACAUCGGUAAAGAUUAAAAAGAACAAGUACAUCACUAGAAAGUAUCUUGAAUUUGUCGACAAGUUGUUUACCGAGAAGCCAGAAUUGAAGCUGGAUUUUGAGCAAGGCCAUGGAAUUAUUCACGUGCGGCAGUUGUUCUUGCAGGACUUGCACGAGACGAAUGGUAUGAAUUUACUCUCCCUAGAUGCCAAGCUCACCGAAGAAAUGAAAAAGUUGAAUGUGGAUACUGAUGAAGAAACGACAAAGUUCUUACUUGUGUCCAUAUCUACAUUGGGCUGUGGCAAGACAACCGUAUUCAAUACGCUACACUCACUAUUCCCCGAUUGGAUCCAUAUACAGAAUGAUAACGUGGCCAGAAAGGCAAAAUUGAAAAUUACCGACUUGGCGCUACAGGCCUUGGAUAACUACCCAGUGGUGAUAUUUGAUAGGAACAAUUCUGAAUAUAGAGAAAGGAAGCAGAUUUUCACCACUAUUGCCGAAAAAAGACACUUGUACUUGGACGAAAAGACGGAUAUCAAGUAUAUCGGUAUUAAUUUUGUUCAUGAAGUGAAUCAAGAACAACUCUGGAAUAUCACGUUUGACAGGAUCAAGAAACGAGGUGACAACCAUCAGCUGUUGAAGGCGGAGUCGGACGAGGAAUUGACUACGAAAGUAAUGAAGGGAUUUAUGUCGCGAUUUCAACCAGUAAAUACCGAACGUCUUCCGGACUCUCAAUUUGAUCUUGUCAUCAACUUAAAGUUGAGUGAACAGGAUUCGUCGUUGGAGAAUGUAAAGAUUAUCAUUGAUGAGUUGUCGAAAGUAUAUCCUCAAUUGGUCAAGAAUAAACCAUCAGGUGAAGAAAUUGAAGCCAAAUUUAGAGAGAGUUUGGCGUAUAAGCCAUCAUUUACAAAGGAUAUGUCAAAAAGCAACAAAAACUAUGACCCAACGUACUACGCAAUCUCAAUUCACCGUCAAAACAUAUUAGAUUUACUUGAUGAGCUUCGUAAUAACCAUGAAUACAAUCGAUUGAAUGAGGCAAAGUUGGUGCAAGAGUCAUUCCACGUGACAUUGGCCCAUGUUGCCCAAGCCAAGGGUCCUGAAAACAAACGCAAAUGGAAAGACAUGAAAAGGAUCUUGGGCAAAGGCAAAGGUGUCAGAAAUGAAAAGAAUUUUCUCGAAUUUCACGCUAAAGUGAAACUUAUCCAGUUUGUUAUGAACAGAGGUAAGUUAAUUUGCAUCAAGUGUGAAAUCAUAUCAAUUCACGACAACAAGAAUAACCAAGUGGUUGAUAUCGAACCUGUAAAUAGACACAUUCACAUUACUGUUGGCUGUUUCCCACCUGCAAAAGCAGUUGAUUCAAAUGCAACGUUGGAGGAGUUAUAUAAUGAUGAUCCUCAUGAGGUCAAGAAAGACGGUGUUUAUGAAGUUGGCGAAGAUGUGAUUGAGGUGAAAAAUCUUGAGGCGCUGCUGGUUGAGUUGGCGGAUCAGAAGAUAUUUGCGUUUUACUAG
Messenger RNA from Lodderomyces margitis, 2388 nucleotides. RefSeq names its product tRNA ligase (gene LIG1). Gene Ontology annotation, cellular component: nuclear inner membrane. Gene Ontology annotation, biological process: tRNA splicing, via endonucleolytic cleavage and ligation. Gene Ontology annotation, molecular function: ATP binding; RNA ligase (ATP) activity; GTP-dependent polyribonucleotide 5'-hydroxyl-kinase activity. Lineage: Eukaryota; Fungi; Ascomycota; Pichiomycetes; Serinales; Debaryomycetaceae. Bases 1 to 2388 code for a protein of 795 amino acids. The transcript has a single exon. The record is from RefSeq and is a predicted model, not a curated record.